Messenger RNA from Anastrepha ludens (Mexican fruit fly), 1054 nucleotides. RefSeq lists its product as uncharacterized. Gene Ontology annotation, cellular component: extracellular region. The record is from RefSeq and is a predicted model, not a curated record. The coding region runs from base 91 to 918 and encodes 275 amino acids. The transcript is spliced from 4 exons. Lineage: Eukaryota; Metazoa; Arthropoda; Insecta; Diptera; Tephritidae. Gene Ontology annotation, molecular function: chitin binding.
ACAGCUUCAGCGACGAGGCGUUUAGUUAGAGAAUAUUUCAGCAGCAGAUACGCAACCGAUUCACAGCACAGAGACGAAUAAAAUCUCAUUAUGUGGAAAACUAGUCUCGCAAUCCUUAUAGCCUUGAUGGCUGUACAGUACACCAGCGCCGACUGCAACGUCUGCAGUGAAAACAGUGGAGCAGCUUGCAUUACCAACACCACUUUUAACCUCUGCUUUGGGGGUGUGGCACAGUCAGAGGUGUAUUCUUGCGCCAACGAGGAUGAGGUGUGCACCACGCUGGGCAAAAUUUGUGCAGAUCCCGCCAGUACCUCGGCCGUUCAGGCAGAUUGCGGCAAUACGGAACAAUGUGGGGCGUGCACUGAUGUCACAGAUGGCGCUUAUUCUUGCACUAGCCACAACACAUUUGUUAUGUGCAUGUCGGGCGAAACAACAAAUGUGGAGGGCACUUGCUCCGAUAACCAAGUUUGUCUCACUUCCAGAGCCAAUCAAGGCAUUAGUCCUUGCGUAAAUGAUUGUUUGAAAAACCUGAAGGACAUGUGUGACAUUGAUAAUUCCACCGAUACAACAACGGAUAGUUCAACGUCAAGUUCAUCGUCAAGUUCAUCGUCAAGUUCAUCGUCAAGUUCAUCGUCAAGUUCAUCGUCAAGUUCAACGUCAAGUACAGACACAACAGAAACGACUACUAGUUCCAGCACCAGUACGACUAAAAGUGUGGAGGAUACUGUGUGCGCGGAUCAGGUUCAAGUGGGACGUUACGCGUAUCCAAAUGACACGACGUGCACUAAUUACGUUUACUGUAUCACCGAUACGGCGACUGGUAGCUUGGUUGGUCGUGCGAGGUCUUGCCCCAGUGGAAGAUACUUCAAUUCGAGUAUAAGCAAUUGUCAAUCCAAAAAGCCAACUGGUUGCGUUUAAAUCGAUAUAUGUUUGUAUAGAUUUUAUUAAUUCUUUGACUAUCGCAAAAAAACCAUUCGCAUGUUGGUUUCCACUAGAAAAUAUUUAUUAGCAAUACCAAUUAUUACAAAAAAAAUAUAUAAAAAUUGUUAGCAUA